AAUAUGGUUUAAUAAUAUAAAGUUGUUGGUUUAAUGCCUUAUUACAUUUCUUGUUCAUUUGCUUAUUCAGACGGAAAGUGUCACUAUAUUAAUACAUUAUAGUAUCAAGCAAUAUGUCAGACGUUGAUCCAGUCCAAACCGAUGUUGCUGUGGCCGCGGAUUCGCCCUUUAUUAAUAUAAAGGCGAAAAUGCCUUUCGUAGAUUGCCAAUUAAACGUUGACAAUCAAGGAUAUUUCACCGCUAAGAUCGGUGGAAACGCAGUGCUGCUCACGACCGCGUUACUUGAUAAAAUCGCAUAUUCUGAUAUAAUAGCUAUGUUGCCCAUUGGAGGUUCUGUUUUGGCACUCUGCUUUGCUCUGUACCAUCUUCGGUACAACGCCGGCCCGUUUUCUCAAGAUGGCGGUACACAAUUUGCUGUGAAAGACAACGCAAACAGAUUGAUGCAGCUUCGUGAAGAACUAAAAAAUGGUUCUUUUCGAGAAAAUAUCGAAAGCAAAACAAAUGCUUUCAUCAAAAAACAUCCUGGCAAACUUUCAGUCAAGGAGUUAAAGAUAGAGUCUUGUGAAGAAAUUGAAGUGAGUCAAGGUGCUGCCCAGUUUUCAAUGCACAACUCAGAACUAACGGGUACUGUCAUGCACUCGAUCCGCUCUGCUGUUGUCGAGGAUGCAAGUGGUGUAGAAGCGUUUAUGAGGGAGGCAGCUGGUGGUGACAAUCAACGUGGUGUACCGUUUGCGAGUAUUAUUAUGAGCGGCAUGACAGUGAAGGAUUCUGUAGUGGCUUCAGAAAGUUCAAUCAUUCAGAAAUCGAAAAACAAAUAGGAGGGUUCGUAUUUGAAAAAUUGAACCAGGAAAUGGCUUAUAUUGUUUAAAAACAUGCUUAAUAAUAAUAACUCGAGGAACUCAAUUCUAGUUUUAAACGAUGGCAUAAUCUAGCAUCUGCCUUAUGUAAAUAAUAUGUUAAACCCAAUUUUAAAUCUAAAAAAUAUUAAACUGGUGUUUUGGACCUCUCUCUUUAUUGUGGCCUGUGUUGGUAAUUGUGUGUCGCGCUUGUUCUAUCGUUGUAUACAAAUACACCUGCAAAAGU
Molecule: messenger RNA, 1083 nt
Organism: Ciona intestinalis (vase tunicate)
Lineage: Eukaryota; Metazoa; Chordata; Ascidiacea; Phlebobranchia; Cionidae
Source: RefSeq, a predicted model, not a curated record